AUGGCUUCAUACGACAGCGACUCAUCUGCUGACGACAGUCUUGACGUUCAGACGAACGUAACUCUAGGCUAUGCGGCCGAAGCACCAGCUGGCGACGAGAUCAGCCAUGUUGGCGGUCACCCGACUUGGCUGGACGGGAGUGUCAAACCCUCAGCAGACUUUGCGAAAUGCAAGGUUUGCAACAACUACAUGUCGCUAUUGUUACAGCUUCAAGCAGAUCUCCAGCAACAGUUUCCAGAUGAUGAGCGUAGGCUAUUUGUAUGGUGCUGCAGGAAAAAGCAAUGUUGGAGAAAGAAUGGAAGUGUCAAGGCAUUUAGAGAAGUAAAGAAGGCGAAACCCAGGAAGACACAAACUCCGCGACCACAGCAGCAGGCGAAUGCUAGUCAGCCACAAACGAACCUUGGGAAUCAGCUAUUCUCAAGCCCAUCUUCACCACCUCCGAGCCAGAAUCUCAAUCCAUUUGCAACUUCCUCCAGUCCUAUGAACCCCUUCUCAGUCCAGCCUGCCACGAACAGCAAUCACCUGUCCGAUCUCGCAGCAAAAUCACCUCAACCACCAAUUCAAUCCUUCGCGCAAAAGCUUACAAUCUCCUCCUCAAAACCAGAAUCACAACCACAGCCGAAUUCAGAUCCUUGGCCGCCAAACUCCUCCUUUCCACCCCCACUACCACAUUUCUACCUAGACGCCGAAGCCGAAUACCUCGAACCCGAUACAAGACCGACGGCAGAAUCCUCCUCCUCAAACACAGGCUACAAUUCCCGCAUAACAGAGCUAGAAGACGACGGCCCCAGCUCUGCCGCCGCAGAAAAAGAUCUAUACGAAUCACCACAUGAUAAGACCUUCUCGCAUUUCACCAAGAUACUCGCUCAGAAUCCUGAACAGAUACUGCGGUAUGAGUUCGGUGGGUCUCCGUUACUGUACAGCUCGGCAGAUCAGGUAGCGACACAUUUCGUCUUGCCGGGACACCAGCUGCACCAGAAGGUGAAAAUGGCUGGACCGGUGAAAGGGAUCCCGAAUUGUCGAUACUGUGGUGCAGCACGGGUAUUUGAGAUGCAGCUAGUGCCGUGUUUGAUCUUUGAAUUGGAGAAGGAUAAUGAAGAGGCUUUGAAGCUUGAUGGUCAGGAGGGGAUGGAAUGGGGCACCAUUAUUGUUGGGUGCUGUAGUAAAAAUUGUGGUGACGAGGCGGAGGGUAAGGUUGUGUUCAGAGAAGAAUGGGUGGGUGUGCAAUGGGAGGAGAACGUGGAUAAGAAGCAGAGGCAAUAA
Lithohypha guttulata is the source of this 1263-nucleotide messenger RNA. RefSeq lists its product as uncharacterized. Gene Ontology annotation, biological process: maturation of SSU-rRNA. The transcript has a single exon. Bases 1 to 1263 code for a protein of 420 amino acids. Gene Ontology annotation, cellular component: cytoplasm. NCBI's taxonomy places the organism in Eukaryota, Fungi, Ascomycota, Eurotiomycetes, Chaetothyriales, Trichomeriaceae. The record is from RefSeq and is a predicted model, not a curated record.